This is a messenger RNA of Cuscuta epithymum, 1057 nucleotides long. The record is from the annotation of a GenBank genome assembly. NCBI's taxonomy places the organism in Eukaryota, Viridiplantae, Streptophyta, Magnoliopsida, Solanales, Convolvulaceae.
GUCGGAGAAGAAAUUAAAGAAAGUAAUAAGCAGCAAUUAGAGAUCGAGUACGUAAAACUUCGUACUAAUUAAAUUAAACUUCAUAAUAUAAUGAUCCCUGCAACUCAUCUCUCCAGAAUGGGAAUAUAUGACGUUACGAUCGGAGGCGUCGAGGUCAAGGCUCGAGUGAUCGACGACGGAAAGCUUAUCAACGCCGCCCUGGCGGAGUUGGAGUUGACGGAAGAAGAAAACCCGAUCGUCGGAUUGGAUUUAAAACAGUGCAGAAACGUGUUUGGACGGAGGAGAUGCGCCGCCGUCAUCCUCUGCACCAAUGCUAAGUGCCUUAUCAUACAGCUAGACCGUAUGACGAGAGGCGGCGGCGGUUUCAAAAACCGCCGAAACCGCCGCCGCAUCCCGAGAAUUCUCGGCGAUUUCCUGUCGGAAAGGCGCGUUUGUUUUGUGUCGCCGAAUGGGUUCGAGAAAAGAGUGCAUGGACUGUCGUUUCCGGACACCGCAAGGGUGGCGAAAAGUGGGCCAUGCUGUGGGGCCCGUUCCUCUCCUCGUCUCUUCAAGUGCAAGGAGAUCCAUGCAGUUGAAGUUGGGAAUUACGCAGCUAGGGUUUUGAAGAAACCAGAACUUCUCAAGUGUAAGUCUCUUGAGAAGCUGGGGAGUGAAGCUGGGGUUGACCUAAACUCCUCGGGUUGCUAUGGUGGAAAUGGAGUCAAAGCUAAACGGCCGAAGUGGGAUUCUGAGAUUUUCUCGGAGGAGGAAGUUCUAUAUGUUAUGCAUGAUGCUGUUGCUUGCUACCGUAUUGUCCACAAGCUCCUUCAUCAAAUAUAGCACUGGUUAUAUGCAAUAGUACGUAACUCUCCUGCAUAUGGCUUUCAUGCAUAAGAAUGUUGUUGGGUACAAAGACUCGUUUAAUUUAUCAAUAAUAAGAUAAUAAGAACUAGUUUUCGCUCAUUUGUUGUACCGAUUGUACUUAGCUACCUCCCAAUUAGAAAUUAAGGUUUUUAUCAUAUUGACCUAUUUUUGAUCAAUGUUGAAAAAGUUGGAAAAAGUUGGAAUAAUGAUUUCA